UGUUGCGAUAUCUUUAUUGUCUGAUUUCAAUUUCUUGCUUAAAUCCUUUCGCAACGCUCACUUGUGAAGGAAAUAAAAGAUGUAUCUCGGCAUGAGAGGAAUGCUACUUCUCUUUUUUUGGGUCCUCUUCACUCUAAACUACUGUUCAUGUGGUGAUUUAAUAGCCGAUACCUGCAAUAAAACUAAGUAUCCCAAUCUCUGUAUCUCAACUCUAAGGUCGAACCCGGAUAGCAAAACUGCAGAUGUCGAGGGCCUUGUCCGCAUCGUUUUAAAAGUUAUGCUUGCCAGAGUGAAUGCUAUUCUCAACCAAGUAAAUGAUUUACUCAAAAAGACGAAGGAUCAUGGUCUAAAACAAUCUCUCACCAUUUGCGCCUCGCUAUAUGGAGAUGCUCUUUAUGAUAUCCCCGAAGCCAUACAGUGUGUGGGCAAAAAUAAUCCUCAAGCUGGAAGUGCAACAAAUGGAGUUUUUGAUGUAGCUGAUACUUGUGAGGACCAGUUCGAUGAAUCACCCAUCACAGCUGAGAAUGAUCUUAUCAAACAACUAACUCUAGUUGCUCUUGAAAUUAUAAAUACUCUUGGUUGAUUGCUUGUUUGUUAACCAAUUUCCUCCGUCCUUCCAUAUAUGGGAUGAAUAUAUGAGUGAAUAAGUUAUUCAUUUUCUAUUA
Molecule: messenger RNA, 665 nt
Organism: Rhododendron vialii
Lineage: Eukaryota; Viridiplantae; Streptophyta; Magnoliopsida; Ericales; Ericaceae
Product: cell wall / vacuolar inhibitor of fructosidase 1-like
Exons: 1
Coding region: 80-583 (167 amino acids)
Biological process (GO): negative regulation of catalytic activity
Molecular function (GO): enzyme inhibitor activity
Source: RefSeq, a predicted model, not a curated record